This is a messenger RNA of Phytophthora infestans T30-4, 2013 nucleotides long. RefSeq names its product HECT E3 ubiquitin ligase, putative. Gene Ontology annotation, molecular function: ubiquitin-protein transferase activity. The record is from RefSeq and is a predicted model, not a curated record. The coding region runs from base 1 to 2013 and encodes 670 amino acids. The transcript is spliced from 3 exons. Lineage: Eukaryota; Oomycota; Peronosporomycetes; Peronosporales; Peronosporaceae.
AUGUCAUCGCGGGAAGGAGACGUCGAGAGCGUCGUGUCGGCAUUAAAAUGGGUCGGUAUCGCAUUGGGCGUGGCCGCCGUCGCAUCCGUGGCCGUCGUCGUCUACAUGUGCUGCUACCGCAAGAAUUCCACCACGCAAUCGGAGCUCAUGGACGGAUUGUUGCGACGAGACCAGCUCGAGGAGACGGAGCUCGAGGACGAAGGCAAAGGAUGGCAAUGUGUCGUAUGCGGUUUGGCCAACAGUGCCAAGCGCAAAACCUGCCUCAUGUGCGGCACCAGCAUCGGGCUCCUCAUGACCGGCGGGCUGGGGCGUCGGAAAAGCUCGCGGAUGCUACUGCGUAAUAACAGUCGGGGUAUCAUAAGCGCUGAUGUGACCGGAGAAGAGGAUGAUAUCGAGGCUCUGAGGUCUCGACAGCGCGCGCUGUUUAAGCGCCGUAUGAACAUGAUGGCGGCCAGGAAGAACCUGUCGCAGCGGCAACGAGGAGCGUUCCGUCGAAAACUCUGGCAACGGAAACAGUUGUCGGACGGUAAAUUCCAUUGGGUCCGACAGAACAGCACCGAUGCAGUGACUCCUGUACCCGAAGUACAAGCUGGAGAUGCAGCGCAGCCGACAUUGCAGUCGACGGCAGAAGCGAAGUCACUGGCUGGUCCGAAUGGAGAGAGUGUCACAGAUUACCACAACCUGCGUUCGCAGGGGUUUGUGUCAAUGUAUGACGCAUCCGGACGGUUGACGUGGACCAAGGCUGAUGAAGUUUCUAUUGACAUGGAAUCGUUCGACAAGAUGCGCAACGGAUUGGAGAAAAUGGACUUUGAGGGUGUCAUGGCUCUUAGUUUUCGUAUGAAGAAGCAGUGGUUCUUGGUGCAGUUAUCCCGUAUUGCCACCCCCGUGACAGAAGCUGUCGCUAAGCUGACGGUAACGAGGGAGCAGAUCAUCGAGCAAUCGCUACAGCUCGCUGAGGUUGCACCCGAUGCGCUUCAUGCGUAUCUGAAGAUCACCUUUGAAGGGGAACCAGGUAUCGACGCUGGAGGCUUGUUGCGUGAGUGGUUUGGGAUUGUUAGCAAGCAAAUUUUCAGUGAGAAAAUGGGUCUGUUUGUCCCCACAAAGGGCGAAGAUAUGAGCUAUUGGAUCGACCCGCUCUCUGGCGAGAAGAACGAGAACCACUUGAAGCUGUUCCGUCUCGCUGGUAUCUUGAUCGGCAAAGCGCUUUUCGAAGGCGUCGUAUUGGAUGUGCACUUGGCUCUGCCACUACUGAAACACGUGCUGGGUAUCCCAAUAUCGUUCUCGGAUCUUGAAUUUCUCGACGAAGAGCUGCAUCGAAACUGCAAGUGGCUACGUAGCAACACUCACGUGGAAGCGCUUUGUCUGACGUUCAGUGUGAUGCUAGAAAACGGCACCGAGGUGGAUCUUAAGGAGAAUGGACGCAACGUCGACGUGACGGAUGAAAACAAGGAGGAAUAUCUACGGCUUAUCCUCGAGCACCGUAUGCUUGACAGCAUUGCUGACCAACUACAGGAAUUCCUCAUGGGUAUCUACGACGUGGUUCCCAAGGCACUAUUAUCUGUCUUCGACUAUCAGGAGCUCGAGCUUAUUCUUUGUGGUAUCCCUACUAUUGAUACUGCGGAUUGGAGAGCACACACCCACGUACGCUACAUUAAACCCGAGGAGAACAAGAAGGGUAAAGUCACCAAGGAAGAACAGAAUGGAGUUCUCGAGUGGUUUUGGAUCGUUGUCGAAGGUCUGGCACCAGACGAGCGAGCGAAACUCCUGCAGUUUGUCACUGGUACCAGUCGUGUGCCUGUGGAAGGUUUCCGUGGACUUAUGAGUUCUAGUGGAAUUAUUCAUGAGUUCACGAUCCAGUUCGUGUCACGAGGGAAGGAGAAGUCGGACUUGUCCCCUAAGGCACACACGUGCUUUAACAGGCUUGAUUUGCCGAUGUAUCGAGACAUGGAGGAGCUGGAAACGUACUUGACUAUGGUCUCGCAAAUGGAGACAUUUGGCUUUGGCCUCGAGUAA